Cucurbita moschata (crookneck pumpkin) is the source of this 13636-nucleotide messenger RNA. RefSeq lists its product as uncharacterized. The transcript has 64 exons. Gene Ontology annotation, biological process: protein retention in Golgi apparatus; protein targeting to vacuole. Gene Ontology annotation, cellular component: extrinsic component of membrane. The record is from RefSeq and is a predicted model, not a curated record. The coding region runs from base 244 to 13305 and encodes 4353 amino acids. Lineage: Eukaryota; Viridiplantae; Streptophyta; Magnoliopsida; Cucurbitales; Cucurbitaceae.
UUUGUAAUGAAACUCGAGGGAAAUGUAUACGAUAUGUCGACUGUGGCGAUUUCUUUCCAAGUACUCGCAGGGAACACGCCGUGACUCGAACGGAUCGUCCCGUCCCUGAGAAUGAAUAUCGAAUUGACUUUGAAUUGCUUCUCGUUCUUCUUCUUCUUCUUCUUCUUCUUCAUCUUAAGUUUGUUCUGCUUGCUGUUUGGUUUGUAGAUUAACGUACAAGAAUCUUAUUGAGAAGCCAGAAAAAUGUUGGAGGAUCAAGUGGCGUACUUAUUGCAGAGGUACCUUGGAAAUUAUGUACGAGGACUCAACAAGGAGGCUCUAAAGAUCAGUGUAUGGCAAGGUGAUGUUGAGCUAACAAAUAUGCAGCUGAAGCCAGAGGCACUCAAUGCAUUGAAGUUGCCAGUGAAAGUUAAAGCCGGAUUUCUUGGAUCAGUUAAAAUUAAGGUUCCAUGGAGCAGACUUGGUCAAGAUCCUGUCAUAGUGUAUUUAGAUCGAAUUUUCUUAUUAGCCGAGCCUGCUACUGAAGUUGAAGGACACAGUGAAGAGGCUAUCCAAGAGGUCAAGAAAGCUAGAGUCCGGGAAAUGGAAAUCAAACUCUUGGAGAGGAUGCAGCGAAUGAAGACAGAAAUGAAUAAUUCGUGGUUGGGAUCACUGAUCAGCACAAUAAUCGGAAAUUUGAAGCUUUCGAUAUCAAACAUCCACGUCAGAUACGAGGAUAUUGAAAGCAAUCCUGGACAUCCAUUUGCAGCUGGUGUAAGCUUAGAAAAACUUUCUGCUGUUACCGUAGAUGAUGAUUGGAAGGAGACUUUUAUAACUGGUGGUGCACUUGAUCGUAUUCGUAAGUUUGUUGAACUCAACCAGUUAGCAGUUUAUCUUGAUUGUGAUAUAUCACCUUGGUAUAUGGAUAAACCGUGGGAGAAUUUGCUUCCAUCAGAAUGGGACAAAGUAUUUCGCUUUGGUACCAAGAAUGGGAAACCAGCUGAAGGUUUUGACAAAAAACACAGCUACAUCUUGCAACCGGUGUCUGGAUAUGCAAGGUAUACAAAGCUGCGGGAAAAUGAUCAUGCUGAUAGCCGUGAACCUCUACAGAAAGCAUCAGUAUAUUUGGAUGACGUGACACUCUGUUUGUCAAAGAAUGGGUACAGAGAUAUCCUAAAAUUAGUUGAUAAUUUUUCUGCGUUCAAUCAACGAUUAAAGUAUGCUCAUUUUCGGCCUCAUGUUUCCGUGAAAACUGAUCCUCGUUCCUGGUGGAAGUAUGCUUUUAAUUCAAUCUCUGAUCAGUUGAAGAAGGGAAGUGGAAAAAUGACAUGGGAGCAGGUUCUGAAGUUUGCAAACUUACGCAAGAGAUACAUCUCUUUGUAUGCUUCGUUGCUUAAGUCUGAUCCUACUCGUGCAAUUGUUGAUGAUGACAUACAUAUUGAGGAACUUGACCGCGAGCUCGAUAUUGAGCUCAUUCUUCAAUGGAGGAUGCUUGCUCACAAAUUUGUUCAAAAGACGGUGGAAUCGGACCAGUACUUGAAAAAAACAAAAGCGAAGAAAUCUUGGUGGUCAUUUGGAUGGAACAAUCAAUCAUUCAAAGAUGAAGAGGAACAAUUUUUUAGUCAAGAAGACUGGGAACAACUGAACAAAUUUAUAGGGUAUAAGGAAGAAGAAAAUUCAAUUUCCAUCAUAAAUGCUAGCAAAGAGGACGCUCUUCUUACUUCUUUGGAGGUUCACAUGAACCGUAAUGCAUCAAAGCUUACUGAUGAGGCACAACAUUGUCUUGCUGAAUUGUCAUGUAAAAACUUGAACUGUUCCAUGAAGUUUUUUCCAGAAACGAAAGUUUUUGACAUCAAUUUGGGGUCAUAUCAACUAUCCUCGCCAAGUGGUCUCCUUGCUGUGAGUGCUGCUACUCAUGAUUCAUUGGUUGGUAUCUUCUGUUACAAGCCUUUUGAUGUCAAAGUGGACUGGAGCUUGGUUGUGAAGGCUUCUCCUUGUUACAUGACCUAUCUCAAAGAUGUCAUCGAACAAAUUCUGAGCUUCUUUGAGAGCAGCGCUACUGUUGGUCAGACUGUGGCAUUGGAAACAGCAGCCGCCUUGCAGAUGACAAUUGAGGAAGUUAAGCGCACUGCUCAGCUCCAAGUGAAUAGAGCAUUGAAAGAUCGUUCAAGGUUUCUGUUGGACUUGGAUAUUGCAGCUCCUAAGAUUACAAUUCCAGCGGAGUUUCAUCUUGAUGAUAUCAAUUCAAUAAACCUUCUGAUUGAUUUGGGGAAUUUGUUGAUUCGAACACAGGAUGAACAUGAAAACGUGUCUCCUCAAGAGUUGGAUAUGUAUUUGCAAUUUGAUGUGGUCUUGAGUGAUGUCUCUGCCUUUUUGGUUGAUGGCGAUUACAACUGGAAUCAAAUUUUUGGCAAAGAUAUUCAUGAAUCUUCCCGUGUAACAGAGAUUAAUAUAUUGCCUGUUAUUGAUAAGUGUGGGGUUAUCUUAACGCUGCAACAGAUUCGAUUGGAGAAUCCGUCUUACCCUUCAACAAGGCUUGCAGUGCGAUUGCCUUCGUUAGGAUUUCACUUUUCACCAGCAAGGUAUCAUCGACUGUUGAAAAUUCUGAAGAUCUUCCAGGGGGAUAAUACAAAUUCAGAUGUUCCUCAACCGUGGAAUCAAGCUGACUUUGAGGGGUGGCUAUCUGUUCUUAUUAGGAAGGGUGUUGGAAACAGGGAGGCUGAAUGGCAACUGCACUACUGUUGUCUAGUAGGGCCCUAUCUCUACUUGAUUGAAAGCCCAGGAUCCAAAUCUUACAAUCGCUAUAUCAGCUUAAGAGGAAAACAAACCGUUCAACUGCCGGCAGAGUUGGUUGGGGAUGUGCAACAUGUUUUGGCUGUUCAUGGUGCUUCACGAUCAAAUAUUAAGGUUGUGGAGGAUGCUAGUGCCCUCAUAUUGAGGUGUGAUUCCGAUGUUUCAAGAAAAAUUUGGCAAAACCGCUUGCAAGGGGCUAUAUAUCGUGCUUCGGCCUCGGCUCCUAUUUUGGGUCUAUCUGAAACUUCCUCAAACUCCGAGGACUCGGAAGUUGAACCAGAUGAAAGUGAUAAUAUGAUGGAUUCAUCUAUAGAGAGGGUUUUUCUGACUGGUUCUCUUGAUGAACUUAAAGUCUGUUUCAGUUCUAGUAAUCAGCAUGACCAGGACUUUGAGAAGGUCCUUCUUGCAGAAGAGAGACAUUUGAUUGAGUUCCGGGCAAUUGGUGGUCAGGUUGAGUUGUCGAUUAGGUCAGAUGACAUGUUCAUUGGCACUAUACUGAAGUCUUUGGAAAUUGAAGACUUAGUUUGUUCGAAGACCAGUUCUCAAUCUUGUUAUUUGGCAAGAUCAUUUGUUCAUGGGGAAGAGACACCUUCGUUUUUUGACUAUUCAAAAAAUAAAGGUUCUGAUAACAAUGAUUCGACUCAAAUUGAAGGUGAUGAGAAAUUCUUCGAGGCACCUGAAACCUUGGUUGACUAUGCUGAUUAUCAGAUGCAAUCACCUGGAAAAGGACUCGAUUAUGUAAAAUCUCAAAGUUCUGUCCAAUUGAAAAAUUUUGCACCCCCCAGUUUUUCACGUAUUGCAGGUUUGCUUCCACCUGGUGUCUCUGAAACUCAUAAUGCGGAUAAUGAGCAACCUGUUACAUUAGAUAAUUUUGUAAAAGCUCAAAUAGCAUUUUAUGACCAAAAUUCUCCUCGAUACUAUGAUGUAGACAAACAGGUUUCUGUUACCUUGGCUACAUUGUCAUUUUUCUGUCGUAGACCCACAGUUUUAGCCCUUAUUGAGUUUGCCAAUGCCAUCAACCUUGAGGAAGAAAGUUGUGAAUCAUUGAGUGAUAAUUCAUCAUCAAGCAUCAUAAAGCAUAAUAGCCAAAUCGAAGAGGAUGAACAGAUUCCAAAAAACAUGGAGGAUGGCAUUGUGAAAGGUUUGCUAGGAAAAGGGAGGUCUAGAGUUGUAUUCAGUUUAGAAUUGAAGAUGGCUCGUGCACAAAUUUUUCUAGUGAAGGAAAAUGAAAGUAAUCUAGCAAGUUUGUUUCAAGACAACUUGCUUGCUAAUAUCAAGGUGUUUCCGUCCUCUUUUAGUAUUGAGGCUGCCCUUGGAAAUCUGAGAAUAAGUGAUGAUAGUCUUUCAAGCAGCCACAUAUAUUAUUGGGCAUGCGAUAUGAGAAAUCCUGGUGGCAGUUCUUUUGUUGAGCUCUUCUUUUCUUCGUACAAUGUCGAUGAUGAAGAUUAUAAUGGUUAUGAAUACAGUCUCCUGGGGAAGCUUUCAGAAGUACGCGUUGUGUAUUUGAAUCGAUUCAUCCAGGAGGUUGUUAGUUACUUUGUGGGUCUCGUCCCAGAAAAUGCUGAGGGUGUUGUGAAGUUAAAAGAUCAAGUAACAAAUUCAGAGAAGUGGUUUACAACUACUGAAAUAGAAGGCUCACCUGCUUUGAAGUUGGAUCUUUCUCUUUCAAAGCCUAUAAUAUUAAUGCCUCGAAGGACAGACAGUCUUGAUUAUUUGAAGCUUGAUAUUGUCCACAUUACCAUUCAGAACACAUUUCAGUGGAUUUCUGGGAGUAAAACAGACAUGAGCGCCGUGCAUCUGGAAAUUUUAACUGUAAUGAUCGAUGAUAUCAAUUUAAAUGUUGCCGUGGGUGCGGAAUUAGGGGAAAGCAUAAUUGAAGAUGUCAAGGGGGUUUCAGUGGUCGUCCGCAGGUCACUUCGGGAUUUGUUGCACCAAAUACCAAGUUUAGAAGUUGGAAUUCAGAUUGAAGUGUUGAAAGCAGUUCUUUCAAACAGAGAGUACCAGAUUAUUACUGAAUGUGCAAUGUCAAAUAUCUCUGAGACAGCAAACGUGGUGCCUCCAUUAAAAAAAAUUAAUGCUUCUUCAGCUGAUAUAAUAGAACCUGCUACUCGCCAGGUUCUAGAUGGGACAGAAUCUGAAACAAGUGAACCGUCCUCAGUGUCAAUGAAACUCUCUGUAAAUAUUGACCUGGUUCAGUUGAGCUUACGUGCAGGAAUAUCAGGAGAUGCAUCGUUAGCCACUGUGCAGGCUAAUAAGGCAUGGGUAUUAUACAACUCCAAUACAAACGGUGAAGGUUUUCUUUCAGCAACACUCAAGGAUUUCACUGUUCUUGAUGAACGUGAUGGAAUUGAACAGGAAUUCAGGCGGGCAAUAGGAAUUGCUAACAGCACUGGCACAGUUCAGCUGCACAUACCGACUGAUGAGCAGAAUCAAUUCAGAAGUGAUGCAAGUACUAUAGAUGAAAAUGUUUCUAAAGCAGUUCCUACAAUGCUUAUUCUUGAUGCAAAAUUCACUCAGUUUUCAACAUUUGUCUCGUUAUCAGUUCAAAAGCCUCAACUUCUUGUUGCACUUGAUUUUCUCCUGGCUGUUGUUGAAUUUUUUGUUCCAACCGUUGGCAGUAUAUUAUCAGAUGAGGAAGAUAAGAGCUAUUUUCAUGUUACUGAUGCUGUUAUCUUGGAUCAGUCACCUUAUAUGCAGCCAUCUUCUAAACUGCAUAUAUCUCCUGGGAAACCAUUAGUAGCAGAUGAUGAAAAUAUUGACCAUUUCAUCUAUGAUGGUAAUGGUGGAGUAAUGCACCUAACAGAUAGAAACGGAGUUGAACUCUCAGCACCUAGUAAGGAGGCAAUGAUAUAUGUUGGGAAUGGGAAGAAAUUGCAGUUCAAAAACAUCAUUAUCAAAGGUGGACAAUUUUUGGAUUCUUGUGUUUUUAUGGGUACCAACAGUAGUUAUUCAGCAUCUAAGCAGGAUGAGGUGUACUUGGAGUUGGGGGAUAAUGUCGUCCAGCGAAGCCCUCAUGAAGUACAAUCUCAAGAUAUCACCAGCAACAAGUCUACUGAGUAUACUAUUGAAUUGCAGGCAAUUGGCCCUGAGCUGAUCUUCUACAACACAUCAAGGGAAGUAGGGGAAUCUACAAUCCUCCAGAACCAACUUUUGCAUGCUCAACUAGAUGUAUAUUGCAGGUUUCUUCUCAAAGGCGAUACAACUGAAUUUAGUGCAAAUGCACUCGGACUGACCAUGGAGAGUAAUGGAAUCAGGAUUCUAGAGCCCUUUGAUACCUCAGUAAAUUAUUCGAAUGCUUCGGGAAAGACAAAUAUACAUUUGUCUGUUUCAGAUAUAUUUAUGAACUUUUCAUUCAGCAUCUUGAGACUGUUUCUAGCUGUUGAAGAGGAUAUUGUGGCAUUUCUAAGAAUGACUUCGAAGAAAAUGACAGUAGUAUGCUCCCAGUUUGACAAAGUUGGAACAAUCAAAAGUCCAAACAGUGAUCAAGUAUAUUCAUUUUGGAGGCCUAAUGCUCCACCAGGUUUUGCAAUUUUGGGUGACUAUGUGACACCAUCUGAUAAACCACCAACGAAAGGAGUUCUUGCAGUUAACACCAGUUUUGCAAGGGUAAAGCGACCUAUAUCUUUCAGACUAAUCUGGCCACCGGUAGCUUCUCAAGACAGUUAUAAUUAUCACAUGAACAAUUAUGAUUCUUCACCUGGUGAUGAUAUUCUAGGCCAGGAGGACUGCUUUUAUUCCAUUUGGUUUCCUGAAGCACCCAAAGGAUAUGUUGCACUUGGUUGUGUUGUCUCCAAAGGAAUUACGAAACCGCCAGUGUCUGCUGUUUUCUGCAUCGCCACUUCCUUAGUUUCUGGUUGUUCCUUGAGGGACUGCAUAAGUAUCAGCACCAGUGUACCUUGCAGGUGCCGUUCAAAUAUUGCUUUAUGGCGUGUGGACAAUGCUGCUGGAUCUUUUCUGCCAGCAGAUCCAACAACCUUUAGAGUGAGAGGUACUGCGUAUGAACUGCGUCGUACAAUUUUUGGGUUUCCUGAAGUGUAUCAUCAAAUGUCUAAGAGUUCAGAUAGUCAUGCUUCACCAAGUCAAACUGAAACCUCCCUUCCGAAGAAGUCACGUAUUGUAACUUCUGGUCAGCAUUUUGAGGCUGUUGCUGACUUUCAGUUGAUAUGGUGGAAUCGAGGAUCAAAUUCCAAGAAGAAACUAUCAAUAUGGCGUCCAGUUGUUCCUCAGGGGAAGAUUUACUUUGGUGAUGUUGUUAUGAAAGGAUUUGAGCGUCCAAAUACAUCUAUAAUUCUUAAUCAUACUGGAGAUGAAGAGUUGCACAAGACCCCACUUGAUUUCCAACUUGUAGGGCAAAUCAAGAAGCAAAAAGGAAUGGAAGAUAUAUCCUUCUGGUUGCCACAAGCUCCUGCAGGGUUUGUUUCCUUGGGUUGUAUUGCAUGCAAAUGUAAGCCUAAGCAACAAGACUUCAGUGCAUUGGGAUGUGUGCGAAUGGAUAUGGUGGCAUGGGAUCAGUUCUUGGAGGAAAGUGCCUGGGAUUUUUCAGAUGCCAGGCUAAUAACCGAGCCAUUCAGCAUAUGGAUAGUUGGUAAUGAGUUAGGGACCUUCAUUGUUCGGAGUGGGUCUAAGAGGCCUCAGAGGAGUUUCAAUCUUAAGCUGGUGGAUUCACAUGUAACAAGUGGUUCAGAUAACACUGUAAUUGACGCAGAAGUGAGAACGUUUUCUAUAGCAGUUUUUGAUGACUAUGCUGGUUUGAUGGUUCCAUUGUUCAAUAUAUCGCUUAGCGGGUUGGGAUUUAGCCUUCAUGGAAGAAAAGGUUAUUUAAAUUCAGUUGUGAACUUCUUUUUAGCUGCCAGAUCAUAUAAUGAUAAAUACGAAUCCUGGGAGCCACUUGUUGAACCGGUAGAUGGAUUUCUAAGGUAUCAUUACGAGCAAAAUUCCACUGGAUCAGCUUCUCAGUUGCAUCUUACCUCAGCUAGGGAUUUAAAUUUGAAUAUUUCAGCGUCUAAUAUCAAUAUGCUCAUUCAAGCUUAUACAAGCUGGAUCAACCUCACGAAUGUUCAGGAGCAUAACAAAACAAAAGACUCGUUGUUUCCCACAUCUGGUGGAAAAGGUAUCGGUGAUGUACAGGCCAAGAGAGACUAUUUUAUCAUCCCUCAAAAUAAACUUGGUCAGGACAUUUACAUCCGAGCUACUGAAAUACGUGGUCUUCAAAAUGUAAUUCGGAUGCCUUCAGGGGACAUGAAGCCCUUAAAAGUUCCUGUUUCAAAGAACAUGUUAGAUUCCCACUUGGAAGGAAAACAUUUUAAAAAAGAUAGAAGAAUGGUGACAAUAAUAAUUUCUGGUGGACAGUUGCCAAAGGUUGAAGGACCAGCUGUUCACCAGUAUACUGUAGCUAUUCGUCUUACUCCCCUCCAAGGGGCUUUUGUUGAAUUGCAACAUCAACAGAGUGCACGCACAUCCAGAAGUAGCUCAAACCACUCAUUAUCUGCUGAGGUUGACUUGGUCUUCUGGAACGAAAUAUUCUUUUUCAAAAUUGAAUCUCCGGAAAAAUAUAUGCUGGAGUUGAUGGUAAUAGAUGUGGGAAAAGGUGACGCCACUGGAUUCUUUUCUGCCCCUUUAACUCAGAUAGCACAGAGCUUGGAGGAUGAAUUUCACUUGCAUGAUCACGUUAAUAAGUUAAGCUGGAUAGAACUUGCUUCACCUAGCUUGGAGAAAACAUGCAAGUUCAGUGGAAAAUUAAGUUGUACUGUGCUUUUGUCGCCCAAACAAGAAUUUGAGAACAUAAAUCAAUCCUCAAAUAAAGGAAGGAAAUCUGGAUCUAUUCAAAUAAGUCCGAGUAGGACUGGACCAUGGACUACUGUUAGGUUAAACUAUGCUACACCAGCUGCUUGUUGGCGCUUAGGGAAUGAUGUCAUUGCCAGCCAAGUGACUGUCAAGGAUGGUAGCCGAUAUGUGACAAUUAGGUCUCUCGUCUCAGUGCAGAACAAUACUGAUUAUAUGCUUGAUGUCUGCCUAAUGUCCAAACAUUGCAAGGAAAGCAUACAUCACGCGGAUGAAACUGGUAGUUCAGAUGGUUCAACAGCUGAUAAUAACAUGGUUGUUACAGAAGAGUUCGAUGAAACUGAAAAAUACAGCCCUACUGCUGGCUGGGUUAGCUGCCUGAAAUUCAGUCAGGAUUUCUCAGAAGUAAUCAUUCCAGAGGUAACAUCAAGAGUUGAGCUACCGUCUGGUUGGGAAUGGAUUGAUGAUUGGCAUUUAGACAAGAGACCUCUUACUGCUGCUGAUGGUUGGGUUUAUGCUCCAGAUAUCAAAAGUCUUAAAUGGCCUGAUUCUUCCGACUCUGUGGAAUCUGUAAACCAUGCGAGGCAAAGAAGGUGGGUCAGAAGUAGGAAACAGAUAAGUAAUAUAGAGAAGGAAAUAUUCAUAGGGCAAUUGAAGCCUGGUGAUACGGUUCCCCUCCCUUUAUCAGUGCUGGCACAAUCUGGUCGUUAUAUAUUUCAUUUGAGGCCUUCGACACUUAAAAAUUGUGAUGAGUACUCUUGGAGUUCAGUUGUAGAUAAACCUAAUCAAGAGGAUGCUAAUGGGCCUGAUAUUUUCUCUGAAGUAUGCGUUUCAAACCUAAGUGAAUCUGAGGAGUUGUUGUAUUGUGUUCAGACAAGCGGAACCUCGUCAAGUAGUUCUCAUAGGUUAUGGUUUUGUUUAGGCAUACAAGCCUCGGAAAUUGCCAAAGAUAUGCACUCUGACCCUAUUCAGGACUGGAAUCUUGUUAUCAAGGCUCCCUUGUCUAUUACCAAUUACCUUCCGCUUGUGACAGAAUUUUCGGUUCUACAUAAACAGAAAAGUGGCCACUUCAUUGGCUGUUGUAGAGGAAUCCUUCAUCCAGGGAAAACUGUGAAGGUCUAUGAUGCUGAUAUCAGAAAUCCAUUGUUCUUUUCACUCUUCCCACAGAGAGGAUGGCUUCCUGUACAUGAAACCGUUCUUAUAUCCCACCCUCAUGGAGUUCCAGCAAGAACAUUAAGUUUGAGAAGUUCAAUUACUGGAAGGGUUGUUCAAGUUAUUCUUGAACAAAACCAUAGUAAGGAGCAUCCAUUCCUGGAGAAGAUCAUCAGAUUCUACGCACCUUACUGGUUUUCUAUUUCUAGAUGUCCUCCUCUCACACUCCGUCUUGUAGACAGAUUAGGGAGAAAAGAUUCACGAAAGAUUUAUCACCGGCUUAAGUCCAAGACUAAUACUGACAUAUUUGAGGAAAUAACUGAUGAAGAAAUACACGAGGGUUACACAAUCGCUUCUGCUCUGAACUUCAAUUCGUUGGGCCUCUCUGUGUCAAUUAAUCAGACUGGGAAAAAUCAGUGUGGAGAUGUUAAAGAACUAUCUCCUCUGGGUGACAUGGAUGGAUCCUUAGAUCUCUAUGCUUGUGAUGAUGAGGAAGGAAAACGUAUGCAGCUUUUCAUUUCUACAAAACCAUGUCCCUAUCCAUCUGUACCAACCAAGGUGAUUUCAGUUCGCCCAUUCAUGACCUUUACCAACCGGCUUGGUCAUGAUAUUUUUAUUAAGUUAAGCGAUGAAGAUGAAACAAAAGUUCUCCAUCCGUGUGAUUCAAGAAUGUCAUUUGCCUUUCUGAAAACUGGUGGGCAUGAUAAAUUCCAGGUACGUUUAGAAGAUACCAGUUGGUCACUUCCUUUUCAAAUAACGGAAGAUACAAUAUUUUUGGCCUUGAGGAGAUAUGAUGGUACUCGUAGAUUUUUGAGGAUAGAAGUUCGUGGCUACGAAGAAGGAUCACGUUAUAUCAUUGUGUUUCGUGUUGGAUCAGCAGAUGGCCCAAUCAGGGUUGAGAACAGAACUGGCAAUACAAUCAACUUACGUCAGAGUGGAUUUGGUGAAGAAGCUUGGAUUUUGUUGCCGCCCCUUUCAACAACAAAUUUUUGUUGGGAGGAUCCUUAUAGCCAACAUUCCUUAGAUACUAAGAUUAAUAAUGAUAGUCGUAUUCGAGUUUGGAAACUUAAUACGAGCAUGGGAUUUUGCUCUUUAGAGGAUGCCGAAACAGAAUUAUGUUGCCAUGUGGCGAAAGAGGGUGAUAUUAAUGUAGUUCGGUUCAGAGACAGACAGCAUUUGGAAUCUGGUUUUCAUGAAGAGAUUGGAUACGUAACGGCUGCAAGAAAUUGGAGGUCUCAAAUGCAGAGACCGGUGCAAGAUAGUGAAGCAGCACCCACUGAGCUUAUAGUUGAGUUAGGAGUGGUAGGGAUUUCUAUUAUAGACCACAAGCCAAAGGAACUGGCUUAUAUGUACUUGGAGAGAGUUUUUAUCUCAUAUUCAACUGGAUUUGAUGGUGGAACAACAAAUAGGUUCGAGAUCUCAUUUGGUAAUUUGCAGCUUGAUAAUCAACUCCCCCUUACAUUGAUGCCAGUGUUGUUGGCUCCUGAGCAGAUCACAGAUAGAACUCAUCCAGCAUUUGGAUUGACAAUAACAAUACAGAAUGAGAAUAUUGUUGGAAUCCGAGUCUUCCCAUACAUUUGUGUUCGGGUCACAGAGAAAUCUUGGAGGCUUAACAUUCAUGAACCAGUUAUUUGGGCUGUUGUUGACUUGUAUAAUAAUCUUCAGCUAGGUCGCUUACCCCAAAGUUCUAGUAUCACUCAAGCUGAUCCAGAAAUACGCAUCAACCUAAUAGAAAUAUCUGAAGUAAAGCUGAAAGUGGUACUGGAGCCGGCACCAGCACAAAGACCCCAUGGAGUUCUAGGCAUAUGGAGCCCCAUACUGUCAGCCGUCGGGAAUGCAUUCAAGAUACAGGUGCAUCUAAGAAGAGUGAUGCGCAGGGAUAGAUACAUGCGUGAAAGUUCUAUUCUUCCUGCCAUUGGAAACCGCAUCUGGAGGGACUUCAUUCACAAUCCUUUACACCUAAUAUUUUCAUUGGAUGUUCUUGGCAUGACAAGCUCAACAUUGGCUUCACUCAGCAAAGGGUUUGCCGAACUUUCAACUGAUGGCCAGUUUUUGCAAUUGCGGUCAAAGCAGGUAUGGUCACGGAGAAUCACUGGUGUACGUGAUGGAAUAAUCCAAGGCACAGAAGCUCUUGCUCAGGGUGUUGCUUUUGGGGUGUCAGGCGUGGUAACAAAGCCUGUGGAAAGUGCUAGACAGAAUGGUUUAAUUGGUCUGGCUCAUGGAUUAGGACGUGCAUUUCUUGGAUUUAUUGUACAACCAGUUAGUGGAGCAUUAGAUUUUUUCUCACUGACUGUUGAUGGAAUUGGUGCAAGUUGUUCCAAGUGUUUAGAGGUUUUCAGCAGGAAGGUUUCUUCCCAAAGAGUUAGAAACCCUCGGGCCAUUCAUGCUGACAGUAUUCUUAGAGAGUACUGUGACCGAGAAGCUCUUGGACAGAUGGUUCUUCAUCUUGCAGAAGGAAGUACACAUUUUGGUUGUACUGAAAUCUUCAAGGAGCCUUCAAAAUUUGCAUUUUCUGAUUAUUAUGAAGAACACUUCAUUGUACCUUACCAGAGAAUUGUUUUGGUAACGAACAAGAGAGUCAUGCUGCUUCAGUGCUCAGAUCCUGGAAAAUUGGAUAAGAAACCUUGCAAGAUUUUAUGGGACGUUCCUUGGGAGGAGCUCAUGGCACUGGAGUUGGCAAAAGUGACUAACAGUCACCCUUCUCACUUAAUCAUCCAUUUAAAAACUUUCAAGAGGACAGAAAAUUUUGCUCGUGUUAUAAAGUGUCAUAUUGAAGAAAUUGUAGGAAGAGAACCUCAAGCUGUCAGGAUUUGUUCAGUGGUUCGUAAAUUGUGCAGAGAAUAUCAAUCUGACAUGAAGUGCCUUGUCCUUAAGGUUCCCUCAAGCCAGAGACAUGUUUAUUUUUCAUCGAGUGAAGCUGAUGGGAGGGAUGCAAAUAAUUUAAACAAAUCCAUUAUUAGAUCGAGGGAGCUUUUGUUAUCCAGUUCCUUGAAUGAUGAAGGAAGAUUUGUGAAACGCAGUAUGAACUUUACGAAGGUUUGGAGCAGUGACCUUGAGUUAAAAGGUCGUUGCAUAUUGUGCAAAAAGCAGGCCUUAGAGACCGGAGGGAUAUGUACCAUAUGGAGACCAAUAUGUCCCGACGGGUACGUCUCCAUUGGGGAUAUAGCCCAUCUCGGCAGCCAUCCUCCAAAUGUUGCUGCUAUUUACCGUUACAUGGAGGGAAUGUUUGCACCGCCAGUGGGUUAUGAUUUGGUAUGGAGAAACUGCCAGGAUGACUACAUAACUCCUGUAUCAAUCUGGCAUCCAAGGGCUCCAGAAGGCUUCGUCUCUCCAGGAUGUGUGGCAGUUGCCGAUUUUGCAGAGCCAGGGCCUAACAUUGUGUAUUGUGUGGCGGAAUCUCUGGCUGAGGAGACAGUAUUUGAAGAACAAAAGAUUUGGUCGGCACCGGAUGCAUACCCUUGGGCGUGUCAUAUCUACCAAAUGCAAAGCGAUGCGCUUCACUUCGUCGCUCUCAGACAAAGCAAGGAAGAAUCCGACUGGAAGCCGAUGAGAGUUCUAGAUCAACUUCCCAGUCUGUUGCCGUCAUCAGGAAACCACUGAUGUUAUAUGAACUGAUGUGCAUAAUUCAGCUUCACAACACAUAGAUUUAUAUGAACAACGUAUUUUGCAGUCAGGCAGAAAGUCAUUUGGUGCACAUGGUGCAAGAUUUUGUCCCCGAUAUGUAUUAAACUGUACUUCGUUCUAUAAAAUUCAAGCUUAUAAGUACCAGAGAGUGAACAUGACUAGUCAUCAAUUUUUAAUUUUUGUGCCUACUAUAAAUAGUUGUAAAUUUGUUGCCCUGAGAUGGGUUAAAUGACGAAAAUAAAGGUGUCACAACUUGUUGAAAAGAUCUGGAGUUGACUAAAAUUUUCAGUGGGUUUUAUGGAUAAAA